UCUGAGGCCCUGUGAAAAUGCAGUUUUGCCUUAGCCUCCCACAUUUUGAACUUCAUCAUUCUGCUCAUGCAAAAAGGAAAAGUUUCACAGUUUUGGCAGCAUCACUUCAUUGGCAGUAAUAAAACUUAGCUCAGUGCAAUGGGCUUGGUCUUCCACUGGCAAAAAUCCAUGCAAUCAGUUGAUUCCAAUGGGUCUAUGCUGGUUCAUACCAGCUGAGGAUCUGGCUCAAUUAUUUUAUUACAAGCAUCCCUCAAAUCACUGUUGUUUGAAUGUAUUGUUUCAUAGUAAUAGCAGCACCUCUUCCUCACUAAAAGAAAAAGCCUGAAAUUUUAUUCUUCUGCCACUUUGGAGCCAUUUGUGCACAGAGGCACUUUUCUUUGCCACAGGAAAAAGGAGUUUCUUUCUGUCAAUGUGCUUAACUGAAAAUGAAGUGCCUUUUCCGCACGCUUUCCAGAAACACUCAUCUGUGGAAUGAGACAGUGCACAGCUGCUCUCAGCCCACGAGGGAGUCAGAGAAGAGGGUGGGUAUCACAAACGUGGUGCGUGGCAGCUCUCACAGGUGCAAAACCUAUCUAAAUACAUGCAGCAUGACCUCAUUACCCUUGCUUAUGUUGAGGAGCAAGGAGACCCACUGCAAUCCAUUGAGCUGCUCUCAGAGUAGUGUAUGCCAAGGAGCUUAUCUGUGUUAAGGGCCUGCAUUGAUGCACUCACCAGUGAGGCUGGUGGCAGAUGUGCGUUAUCCCAGUGCAGCCCUUUUACACCAGGGAAAAGGAAAAGGAGAUGGGUGCAGGCACUGCCAGAAAAAUAAUUUUGAGAUCUGGAUAAUGAGCAUUUUAAGCACGAGAUUCUGAAGCCAUUCUUCAGGUCUAGCUGACCUGCUCUAAGACCUCCCUUCAUUCCCAGGGCAUGUCAGCUUCCGGAUAAGGCUGCUCUAACCAGCAACAGCCCAGCAGCAACCAUUAUACCAGUUAGGGAUUGCUACAGCCCAGUAACACUUUGACUGCAUUCCCCCUUGGCCUAACCCUACAUGCUAGAAGCUGGCUGCCAGCUUCUCUGGCAAUACACCCUGCAAAGAGUCUCCAUACCAGGAAUCCUCAGCUGCCUACUGGUGGCAGCUUUUUAUGGCCCCUUUACACUGAUAGGUGAUAUGGUAUCAGAACUGAGAAGCUGGCCUGAGGUCUUUGUCAUUCACAGUCCUGCUUCAGUGAGACAGAUGAGGCAUGUUCUUGACUGCAGAGUUUGGAGCUUGAGUCUCAGUAGGGUUUGGAUUGUAACGCUGUGCCUGAAAUGGCCUUUUGCUGCAGGCUUCCUAAAAAUAGUUCCACCCACUCCCUCAAAUCACUGUUCUGCUUUCUGUAUUUGAGGCCUGAGAGUCCCUUUCUGGACUGCAAUGAUGAAAAGCUAAUCCUCCUCCUGCAUCCCUCUUCCCACUUCUUGAAACUAUUCUCUGCUCCAUGUCCCUCCUCAAGCCCUCAUUAUUAACCUGCAGUUUUUGCUCCUGUCCUUGUUUUGCCCCAGGCUCUGUUGUGCUUCUUGUGGCCUCCCUGAUGUCUUUGUGGGCCUUGAUCCACCAACCCUGUCAAGUAAAUAGGCUUGAAACCAUGUGCUCUGUUGCUGGUUUCCACAGGCCUACUUUCAAGUGCUCUGCUUUCUGCUCCCUGAAAUUACUGACCUGGAGCUGACUGUGACUUGGAGCUCAUCACUCAGUCACUUCUGCUCAAAUGCUGUCACUGGGCGUAUGGUAACUCCUCAGAGACUCUGAGAUAUGGCUCUAAGGAGCAUUCAGCUCUGUGGCCACUCUGCAUGUCAGUAUUUCAGUAUCUUCCUGCCCGGCCCUACUGGCCAUGCUUGUCCAGCCCUGACCAGACAGGAAACGUUACACAUUGUGCUUUAGCGAGUUUGUGCAUGCAAUGGGAGAGGAAAAGGGUAUUGGGUUUUGAGGUUAGGUACAUAUGUAUUUUCAUUUGCAAAAUGCAGGGGGGUUGCACUUGGGGUUGUAUUUGGGACUGCCUGGGUAUAGAGCAGAAUAUGUCUCUACACGGUGAAAAUGUCCAUAUGAUGGUUGUGCUUAUAAAGGUGGUGGUUGCUGUUUGGGACAAGGAUUCAGGACUCCUGGGUUUUGCCGCUGCCCUGUUGGGAAGUCCCUUUAAUCACCUCUCUCCUGCUUAUUUUGCAGAAUGGGGCUAGUCCCUUCCUUGCAGCUGUACAAUGAGAGGUAAUACACUGAGAUCCUCAGGUGAAAGGAAAGAGAAAAUGUUUGUGUGUCUGCGCAGAGUGAGGGACAUGUUUGUUUGUGUGGGUAGGUGAGCUCUGUGUGUGGGAAGGGUGUCUGUGUAUGGUGUGGCUGUGCAAGGGUGGUGGUUGUAUCUGAGGCCUGCUUUACAUACGAGGGCACACCAGUUCAAUGCAAGGUGUGAUUUUUCGAUUGGCUUAAACAAGCAGGCACUGCCUUGGUAUGGAUGCUCUUAAACGGAGUUCAUCCUGGUUUGCACCAGUGCAGAAACCUGCGGGGGUAAGCUAGGUUUCCUGUGGUGUAAAUGCAUCCACACAGGGAUUAACAGUUAGCAGUUUUUUUUAACUAGAUUAAACUCAGCCAAGGUGUGUAUGCAAGCCUGAAGUGGCAAGUAUGCAGCGUGGUCUACGUGAGUGUGUUUCAAACGGGGAGGCUGUGGGUAGCUGGAGGUGUGUCUGCAUGCUGGGGGUGCAUGCAACGAUUGCACAUGGAUACCCAGCACUGUCAAGCUGAAGCCCAGACAGCUGAUUCCUCGUCCCCCGCCUGUACCUUUUUUCAAUACCAGUCAGGAAGUGGGACGUGGUUUGGGGCUUUUUAUUCUCGGCCUCGCUAGCCUUUUCGAUACUUCGGGGCCUCAUCUCAUUCUGACGGGGCGAACAAGCUGCAGUUUCCUGUGCAAAGGUGAGAGGGAAAAGAGCUUACUUGAGCACAAGCCCUGUGCUCUCACCGAGCUGGCCAGCUCCAGCCUCUCUCCUCUGGCUCCAGCAGUCCCAGCUAGCCAGCAGCCGGGUGCUGAACUAGGAGCCUGCUGUCUCCACUUUUCGCUGUCUGAGGACCACCACGUUACAUCCAUUCGAUGGGCAAGUCCAGCCACUGAGGGGCAUCUGCGUCCGGGCCACACAGCAAAGGAGGGCACCACACAGACAGUGUGAUCCAUUCCUGCACUCAACAACAAUGAAGUCCUCCCCACCCCUUCUCCUUCACAUCAGGCUGUUUGCUCUCCUGGCCAUCACACUGGCAUCAGAAGCCACACAGGGAUCCUCAGACCUAGAAUGCUUUUAUGACUCAGGGGUAACUCUCUUUUGCACCUGGACUCCAGAUGGGACUCUCACAGAAGCACCAUGUCAACUUGAUGCUGAACUUCAGGACCCUUCUCCUGACCACUGGUGCUGCAAGGGAAAAUGUAAAUUAUACGGGGUUGGCCCCAGGAGAUGUGACCUUGCCUUCAACAACAAGACUAAUAUACCUGCCUUGACUUAUUCAGACAGGCUUACCCUGACUGUGUCCUGCCAAACUGGGGAGAACUGGACAACGGUGAAGCAAGAAAAGAAAUUUUCACCAUUUGACAACAUCCAGAUGAGGCCACCAGACACCCUCGAACUGGUAAAUGACACUGGACACGUCUACAACUUAACGUGGAGACUUAGUGUUUCUUCUCAUUACUUAAAUGAAAAACGGGAAUAUGAACUACGGUACCGAGCUCAGAAUAAGCCCUCGGAGGAUUUUAUGUAUGUCAGCAUCAAGCAGGAUCAGGAGUGGGUGAAGUUUGAUAAACUUCUGCCUGACUCAGAGUAUGAAGCUGCAGUUCGUGUGAAACCAGGCAGACAAAGUGGUUUAAAAGGCGUGUGGAGCAACUGGAGCAAAACCAUAAUGUGGAGGACCCAUACUAAUGAAUCAGCCGCCCUGGUUGCUCCCCAGCCCAUGCUGCUAGCUGUUAUAGGAAGCUCAUGCACCGCUCUCCUCAUCCUCGUCAUCUUGCUGCUUAACUCCCGGACACUGAAAUGGUUUAGGAAGUUCCUGAAGAGUCACAUUCCAGACCCAGCCAAGUUCUUCCCCCCACUUGGCACUAUUCAAGGAGGUGAUGUUCAGAAAUGGUUCUCCUCUCCAUUCUCCACAUCUUCCUACUGUGUAAGCAACAUCUCCCCAGAGAUCUCAGUGCUCGAAGUAAUGCAGAAGAAGGACCAAGAAUCCCAGCUUCUCCUUCCCAAGCUAUUCAUCACCUCUGGAGGCUCCCCAGAAACCAGUGGGCACUCUGUGUCCAGCUGCUUCACCAACCAAGGCUACUUCUUUUUCCAUCUCCCCAACUCCUUUGAGAUUGAGCCAUGCCAGGUAUACUUCACCUAUGAGCCUUUCACUCAAGAGAACAGCAGCAGUGAAGAUGGUGACUCCUACAGGGCACUCCCCUCCCCAGACCACUGCAUGCUGGUGGAUAACACCCCACUCUUCCCCUCCCACUUUCUUCACCUCACUGAAGGCACCCAAGGUUUCCAGAACAGAUCCUUUGUGGGAGAGACAGAAGACAUAGUCAGUGAAGUCAGGGUGCCUUCUGAGACUCUUCCAUCAGAUGAGAGUGCCUCACUGACAGCAGCACUGGAGCAGAAUGAGAAGAGAAAUGAAAAUACAGUAUUAGAGUCCUCCGAGUGCCCAGACAAGGCUGGCAUGGUCUUCUCAAGUCCCCCAAAGCAUCAAGGAGGGGAUGCCAUUCAAAUGGUAGAAGGGGCCAGGGAGACUGCCCCUCAAGUCAAUUCCAUUGAUAUUGUGAACGGUGCUAGCUCUUCACCCUCCCAACCCAUGCCUCUGAGUCAAGAGCAGACUGAUGACGUCCGCAGAAUUGCUUUCUCUUGCCAAGACCCUAACACUGGAGCCUAUUUGUCUUUGAGGGAGCUUCAAAGCCAAUACAGCCAUUGUUCUGUUUAAGCUAUUCCUGAGGAACUGUAAGUAAGAGCAGGAGAC
Messenger RNA from Gavialis gangeticus (Gharial), 4966 nucleotides. It is a transcript of the gene IL2RB, whose product is annotated as interleukin 2 receptor subunit beta. Gene Ontology annotation, cellular component: external side of plasma membrane; membrane. Lineage: Eukaryota; Metazoa; Chordata; Crocodylia; Gavialidae. Bases 3188 to 4930 code for a protein of 580 amino acids. Gene Ontology annotation, molecular function: protein binding; cytokine receptor activity. Gene Ontology annotation, biological process: cytokine-mediated signaling pathway; immunoglobulin mediated immune response. The record is from RefSeq and is a predicted model, not a curated record. The transcript is spliced from 10 exons.